Molecule: messenger RNA, 1108 nt
Organism: Pleuronectes platessa (European plaice)
Lineage: Eukaryota; Metazoa; Chordata; Actinopteri; Pleuronectiformes; Pleuronectidae
Product: gastrula zinc finger protein XlCGF49.1
Exons: 1
Coding region: 227-988 (253 amino acids)
Biological process (GO): negative regulation of transcription by RNA polymerase II
Molecular function (GO): DNA-binding transcription repressor activity, RNA polymerase II-specific
Source: RefSeq, a predicted model, not a curated record
CCUUUUGUUGAAUCCUACUCUCAAAGAAAGUGACCACAGUGAACCAGAACCAAGUGACCACCAGCUCCUCUCCCACAGCUCAGCUCAGAGCCAAGAUCUCAACGGAGGCCAGCAUGGAAACUCAAAAUCAAUUAGUAAUGCAGAGCAGGCAUCAGAAAAGGGACAUCAUGUCAUCACAAGAGCAAAAGGGAGCACAAGUCCCAGUAACCUUGCAUGUAGCACUACCAUGUCAAAGAUUGUGCCGAAUAUCUGCAAGAGUAAAAAGGUUCUCCAGUGUGACACAUGUGGAAAAGUCUUUAAGUGGAAGUCAGAAUUAAAUAGACAUCUGAAGGUGCACACAGAUGAGAGGCCACAUCUUUGCAAAACCUGUGGAAAGAGAUUUCGUUACAAGUCAUCACUAGAAAAACAUUUUAGGGUCCACACAGGGGAGAAAAUGUAUUCUUGCAAAUUGUGUGAAAAAAGUUUCACAUUAAGCACAAAUUUGAAGGUCCACGAGAGAACACACAUGGGCGAGAGACCUUUUUCUUGCAAAACUUGUGGGAGAAGUUUUAACCAGAGAUCUACCCUGCAGAGACACGAGAGAACGCACACGGGCGAGAGACCUUUUUCUUGCAAAACUUGUGGGGAAAGUUUUAGUGCGAGAAGUACCCUGCAGGUCCACGAGAGAACGCACACGGGCGAGAGACCUUUUUCUUGCAAAACUUGUGGGAGAAGUUUUAGCCAGAGAACAACCCUUCUGGAUCACGAGAGAACACACACUGGCGAGAGACGUUUUUCUUGCAAAACUUGUGGGAGAAGUUUUACAACUAAAAUGACCCUGCAGGUCCACGAGAGAACGCACACGGGUGAGAGACCUUUUUCUUGCAAAACUUGUGGGAGAAGUUUUAGCCAGAGAUCUACCCUGCAGAGACAUGAGAGAACGCACAAGGGCGAGAAAGCUUUUCUUGCCAAACUUGUGGGAAAAGUUUUACACUUGGAUGUAGCUUGAAAGUCCACAUGAGAAGCCAUAAAGGGAAGGAGUAUUAUCCAUGUACAACUUGUGGGGAAAGAUUUGUUAUCAAAUCACUUCUAACCAAACAUUUGAUGACCCACACAUAGCAAAACUGAU